AUGUCCGACUUCACCACGUUAUUGAGCGGGCUCUGGUUUCAGGGUGUGACGCCGCACCAAUACCGGCGGGAGAUGCGGCGCGACUUGUGCGCACACGCGACCGGAGAUCUCAUUCAGCAGUUGGAAGCGGUGGGGAUCGAAAUUCCCCCGCAGGACGCAGUCCGGGUAACAGAGGGGGGGGCAGUGGUGCGGGAGAGGAACGCUGGUAUGGAAGAUGUGAGGCAAGCACCGGUCACUCAAGCCGGGGAUGACGCACGGUUAACGGCGAUGAUGAGGGAAAUGGCGACUUUGAAGAACGAUGUGAUGUACCUGGACGCGAGCUUCACCGUCAUAGCCAGUUUUGUGGGAUUGAGGCGCGACAAGGUGGUGUCCGCUGCAACCCAACUACUGAUGCAAGGCAACCCCGUGAGAUCCGGCGCGAAAGCAGAGGCAUGUGGCACCAAGAAUGCCCCACACACUCCACAACGUCCAUCCGGUCGCAAGAGGCGUGAUGACAGCAGUCUAGAGGAGGAUGGCGUACGCAAUGCCACCCGUGUUGCGCUGGCCUCCUCGUUCGCUGCAUGUGAUCCGACAGCGCGCUUGCUGCAAAACCCGCUGCUGUCGGGAGGGCCAUACCUCAUUGGAUUCACAAGAGUCAAGUUGGAGAAAGCAUCAGGCAAGUUCGGCGUGAAGAUCCUGAUCAAGGAAGGAGAAAAGCGUAAGCAAGAGCGGCUAGGUGCAUACACCUCGGAGGAGGAGGCGGCGUUUGCGUACGUCGCAGGUGCGUUCGUCCUGAGGCCACGAGACAAGAUACCCAACACGGUCAGUCUGUCAGCCGCAGAGAAGGCGAUGCUGCGUGGAUGCACCAAGGAAGAUCUGCAGCUCUUGAUGGAAGCGCGGAGGUGGUGGAGGUGGCGGAGCUGGAGGGAGGCGCGGGAGGGCGUGAACUGGAAGCUAAAACGAGGGAGGAAGCAAGUGGUUGCCACGCGCACGUCAAAGAGGCAGAGGGUGGUGGAUAGCAACAACAAGGCGGCCAACAAACCAGACGACCCUGACAAUGCUGAGAGUGGGGGAACGGCCCCUGUGCACAACGGCAGCGGCGGGUGGCUCGGCACAACGAAGCCGAGGAGGGUGUGGAAUACUCUGUUGCACAUGAGAAAUGAUGGCAGUGGUGCAGAGAGUGCUUCAUCGUUCGAGCGCAAUAAAGAGGAUGGCGAUGCAGACUCAGACACAUCGGCCUCAGCCUCACCCGAAGAAUCCGGCGAACCUACCAUUGGAGGGAAGACGACCGACGAUGGGUGUGCGGGAACCGCUUCACCCAAAGCAGACGGGCGCGAAAGUCGGGGCGCGGGGGAGACGGAUGUGUUUCGGGGAGAAGGCCGAGGACAUGUGGACGAGCAUGUGGACCGCGCAUGCGGGACCCCAGUGGACACCGACGGCAAUGACGUGCGCAUCUCGAGCAGGGUUCUCGAGCAACUCAUCCGGGCUCAGGACAGGAGCGCCAAGGAGAACGCGCGGUUGGAGGCGCUGUUCUUGAAUGCAAUGGCGCAGCCUUCUGGUGGAUCUCGUAAGCGUAAGGCUUGGAAGCAGAGAGACCCAGAGCAGGGGUGCAUGAACCCGAAGCAUCAGCGUGGCGAGACAUGGAGCAGCGGGUCGGACGAUGAAGAAGAGGACGACGAGGAAGAUACGCAUGGUUCUGGUGGUCGUCAUAUGCGUACUGCAAAGUCUCCUAUUCUGCAACGCGCAUUGGAGCAUCUGCCGACAGACAAGGCGUGGAAGGGUGCGCAGCGGGUUUGCGAGCUGGCUAGAGUUCACAUGUUUCUCAACAGACCCACGUCGUCAAUGACCUUCUACCCGAGCAGCGACGAUAAGACUCACGGAGUGUGCGCGAUGCUGGACCGCCUGCCUCACAGCUUCGCCUGUUUGGCAUUGGCGGCUGACAAGUCGCGACGGGCGGAUCUCAACAAGACGCUGUCGGAGUGGAAGACAAGGGCUGCCGCUCGCGUGCGAGACAUUGCACUUCCCAAGUUCGGCCUCUUCCGGGACGACAGGGACGCAUCCAGCCCGUGGGCACCUGAAAAGGAGCAUAGUAUCGAGAAGAUAAGGGAGCGUAUUGGGCUUGGCGCUGACCCCCCUGGUGAGUGCAUGAGACGCGUGUUGGAGUCGUCGACCGUUUCUAGUCAUGCACCAAUGCGAGAAUGGUGGACAUUGAUACCCACGCUUCGCAUGUGGUGUGCAGAAACUCUAGUGCUGACCAGCUGGGCGCACGACAGAGAUGGCAUGCCGUUUGCCUCCCGGGCGUUCGCGACAUGUGCGAAGGCUGCCUUCAAGCCGAAGAAGGCAGGGCUGGUGAUGACCCUUAAGGUGUACUACCUAGCCUGGUUGGAGCAUGUGGUCUCCGACUGCGUCCUCUACUGGGAGGCGCGGAAAGGCCGGCUCUCCAACUCGGCGGGCGGGAACGCCCACGUUGUGGAUGGGCUCAAGGUCUUGGUCAAGGAGGCCGUGGAGAAGGCGAUCCGUAUCCGCAACCCCGAGUAUGACGCGGAGCGCGAGGCGUGGAUUUGGGGGCACCAUGGCCUGCGCAUCUUUGCGUGCGGCCUGGAGCACAUGAAGCCCGCGGCCGCCGCCCAGUCCGAAGGCAUCGUAGGGGAUGACGACCUUUCGGCAUCACUUGGUGCUGAGUAG
Messenger RNA from Closterium sp. NIES-65, 2664 nucleotides. The record is from the annotation of a GenBank genome assembly. NCBI's taxonomy places the organism in Eukaryota, Viridiplantae, Streptophyta, Zygnematophyceae, Desmidiales, Closteriaceae.